ACUGCAAGAGGACAGGACCUAAGGCUGUCUGGUCAGAAGGAGCCCAGGCUAUUGUCGCUAGAUAACUCGCUUGGUAACCACACGGCACUGGCUGUCAAGUGGUUGAUGGUGGAAUUAGCUAGCUAGCUACCUAGCCUAUUGCAAGCUUAGCAUUGCCCGCCCCCCGCUGUCACCCGGAAGGCCGCGGGUCAGGGGUGGGCCCGGGGAUUGAACAACUUUCCUUGCCUAAAACGUCUGGAUGGACCCGAGUAAAUAUAGCUAGUUGCCUAUAACUACCAUACGCGUGUGUAUUAUAUAGCUGAGAAUGGAUGCCUCUUUGGCCUUCGGACGUGACGAGCAGUGCUUGGCAACUGUAAGAGGACAGGAGCUAAGGCUGUCUGGUCAGAAGGAGCCCAGGCUAUUGUCGCUGAUUGAGUGCUCUGGGGAGUUUGUGUUGGGUGUUUUGGCUAACCCUGAUGCUGUUGUGUCCUCUCCGGUACCUCAGUUGUCCAUACCCAUCAACAGUCAUUUUCAGAUAGUGCGACAGGCCGAAGAAGCGCUGUUCAUUGAUUUACCAUUAAAAACUUGCAUUAGGAUUCGUGUCAGAGGGGAGAAAGCCCCAGAGCUGGUGCUGGAGUUACAGGACGAUGAGCGCAGCCAGUCAUUCUUCUCCCAGGUGAAGAGAGCCAAGCAGCAAGUGGAGUCCAAAAGCACGCAAAUCAAGGUGAUGGAUCCAAUCAUACCUGCUCCCAUAAUGUCGUCUCCUCGCAAAGUUUCUGCCCCAGUCCCACCCAUCCCUCCACAAAGAGGGAUCCAUAAAGCUGUCAACUCUAAUACCAAGCCCACCGGCGUACCGCCACCGCCUCCCAACCUCACCAAUAGCUCUUCAGCUAACCAGACCUGCACAGGUAUGGAUACAACCUGCACAGCAGAUAGACAGGACACAGCUCUCUCCCUGGCCACGGACUUUGGCUUUGAGGACAACUUCAACCACUCCCUCAAAGUGGAGGAGAAGAAGAACCAGCAGAAUCGCAUUGUGCCCCCCCGGGAAGCCCCUCCAGUUCCUCCUCUACCUCCACGUAAAGGCUCGUACACUCCCUCCAAUCCUCUCCCCCCCGCUCCCAUCCCCACCUCCAAAGACAGAGCCUCGUCCACACAGGCUAAAGAUGCUGCCUUCGUCACGCCUGCCAAAACAGAUCUUAGGACUUCAGUGGACCGGCCCACCUCGUGGAACGACAGCCCCACCACCAACAGCAUGCGGAAUGCCAUGUUCUCCACUCAGGCCGGCCAGAGAGAGUACCUCAUCAAACACCGCCUGGGCAAGAAGGAGAAGGAGUAUGUGGACAUCAAGGACUUCAGAUUGUUUACCGGAACGUGGAAUGUGAACGGCCAGUCCCCAGACAGCAGUCUAGAGCCCUGGCUGUGUUGUAACCAAGAACCUCCUGACGUCUACGCUCUGGGUUUCCAGGAGCUGGACCUGAGCACAGAGGCCUUCUUCUAUCUGGACUCGUCGAAGGAGCAGCUGUGGGUGGAGGCUGUGGAGAGAAGUCUUCACCCCAAAGCCAAGUACAAAAGGGUGCGCACCAUCCGACUAGUGGGCAUGAUGCUGGUGGUGUAUGUCAACAAGGUGCACAAGAAUCACAUCAAAGAAGUGGCUGCAGAGCAAGUGGGAACUGGCAUCAUGGGAAAAAUGGGGAACAAGGGAGGCGUGGCGGUGCGCUUUGUGUUCCACAACACCAGCUUCUGCUUUGUCAACUCCCACCUGGCGGCCCACGUCGAGGACUUUGAGAGGAGGAACCAGGACUACAAAGACAUCUGUGCCCGCAUGAGCUUCCACCUGCUAGACCACCCUCCCCUCACCAUCGUCAAACACGAUGUAGUGAUCUGGGUAGGAGAUCUGAACUACCGGUUGUUUGUGUACGAUGCAGCUGAGGUCAAACAGCUCAUCUCCCACAACGAACUAAGGAAGCUGCAGGAGUAUGACCAGCUGAAUAUCCAGAGACAGACCAGGCGAGCCUUCACAGACUUCAUUGAGGGAGAGAUCAAUUUCAUGCCCACAUAUAAGUAUGAUGCCAAGACAGACCGUUGGGACUCUAGUGGUAAGUGUCGUGUCCCGGCGUGGUGCGACCGGAUCCUGUGGAGGGGUAGUAACGUUAAGCAGCUCCACUACAGGAGCCACAUGGAACUGAAGACCAGCGACCACAAGCCCGUCAGCUCCCUCUUCAGCGUAGGGGUGAAGGUGGUGAAUGAGGCACGCUACAAGAAGGUCUUUGAGGAGAUUGUGCGCAUGAUGGACAGGAUGGAGAACGAAUUCCUCCCGUCUCUGUCACUGACCGACAGAGAGUUCACCUUUAAGGACGUCAAGUUCCGCCAGCUUCAGCGGGAGCGUUUUGUGAUCUCCAACGACGGGCAGGUCCCCUGUCACUUUGCCUUCAUUCCCAAGCUGAACGACUCCCAGUACUGCAAGAAUUGGCUCCACGCCGAGCCCAGCGAAGGCUUCCUAGAGCCCAAUGAAACUUUAGAGAUCUUCCUGGAUGUGUAUGUGAGCAAGGACUCGGUGACUCUGCUCAACUCAGGAGAGGAUGCCAUCGAGGAUAUUCUGGUGCUGCAUCUGGACCGAGGCAAGGACUACUUCAUCACCAUCUCAGGCAACUACCUGCCCAGCUGCUUUGGUACCUCACUGGAGACCCUGUGCCGCAUGAAGAAGCCCAUCCGGGAGAUCCCCAUCACCAAGCUCAUCGACCUGGGAGAGGACAGCUACAUGGAAAAGGAGAAGUCCAAGAUGAGCUUCCUUAUGGUGGACAGUGCUGGCACGGAGGACAAGCCUUUAAAAAUCCCCAAGGAGGUGUGGCUGCUGGUGAACCACCUCUUUACCAAGUCCUGCCAACAGGAGGACCUGUUCCAGACUCCGGGCCUGCAGGAGGAGCUGCAGAGUAUCAUUGAUUGCCUGGACACCAGCAUUCCUGACUCCAUCCCUGGUUGUAACCACUCUGUGGCCGAGGCCCUGCUGAUAUUUCUGGAAGCUCUGCCUGAGCCAGUGGUGUGUUACGAGCUCUACCAGCGCAGCCUGGACUGCUCCCACGACAGCCGCCUCUGCAAACAGUUGAUCUCCCAGCUGCCCCGGGCUCACCGCAACGUGUUCCGCUACCUGAUGGCCUUCCUCAAGGAGCUGCUGAAAUACGCCCACAACAACAACCUCACUGCCAACCUCAUAGCUACCCUCUUUGCCAGCUUGCUCAUCCGGCCCCCGCCCAAAAUGGUGGGCCGACAGACCCCGCAGGACCGACAGAGAGCCGUCAUCUUCAUGCUGGGCUUCCUCACGGGAGGGGACGACGAGUGAGGGGUUAAGAGUCAGGGGUUAGGGCUCAGACAUCCUCCAGGCUGGACCUUUUGAUAACUGUUAUAAGAGUGGAGUUUUGGUGCACACAAGGCGUGUGUGUGGGGGACCACCAUGGUGUGACUCCCCUGACGCCCCCUGGCCCUUAGGGGAAGUGUGUUGGAUCCUGUAGUGGGAGAACAAACAGUGUAGUUAUAUGGGACCCUCUCUUUUAUCACAGGCUCUUACCAAUUGCCCCAGCCUUUGUAGUUCUGUGCUUCAGUCACUCACAACCAUCACCAUAGUUUUCACCUCUGCUCAUAGUGUAGCUGCAGAUUAGGUGUCGGAGUGACAGUGAACUGACUGAUGCCUCUCUGCACUUUUUGCUGUACCAGGAGACCUGAAUGCCCUUUCUAUGGAUUCACCCCCCCCCAAGGCAACCCCCAAGACCCCCAUGCUUCAUAUAACAUGUUCCAUGCCAAAAUGACUCCCUAUACCUGAAUACAAUAUGUGUGUAUGUAUGUGUGUAAUGUAUUAUGUAUGUAUGUAUGUACGUACGAACCCAUAGAUACUAAGAUAAUGAUGAUCCGUUAGUCCAUGACACUAAAGAUGGACCACACAGGUGGUCGUCCAGAAGAUUUGAAUUGCAGCUAUCCGAUGGAUACUACUCUCGGGGUGAACUAUUCAAAACCAUCAGUAGACAGUGAUAUUGGGCACAAAAUAAUUCUAGUGAACACAGAGAGACUGAGUGAGUCCUUUCUUGUUCGGAAAAAUCUGAUAAAGGAAGAUUUUCCGUUGUUACAAGACAACGAUGACAAUGGGGAGAAAUCCCGUCUGGGUUCUGUGAUAUUGGGAGAUGUUAGAACGAUCAGUGGGCUGUCCUUUAAACCAAUGUUAUUUAUUCUCUCUUUUUUUUCUUACAUGACUUUUUUUUCACCAUCUUCUAUAGUUUAUUUCACCUUCAUAAUUGUUUUAAGAGACCACAUUUUGCGUAUUGUUUAACUGCCCGUGGUUGUUCAAACCCACCUUUUUGCUUCUGCCGUUCUGAAACACGUGUCGUUCAAUAUCAGUGAGAGCACAUUGAACCCGUCACACUAACUUCACAAUAGAGUGAUCAGUCAUCAUGCCUGCAUUUAUUUGCCAUUUUUAUGGGCCAGUUUUUCAGACCCAGAGAUGAACAUUCUCUAUUGAGCAUGCAUUUUUUUUAGUUCAAGAGUAGGCUUUUAAUCUGAGUCCCAGAAACCAGUCCUACAGAACAUCAGAGAGAAAACACCUCUACGGUAUCGGUGUCUUAACUGUUGUAAAUAGUCCUCCUGUCCCCAUUGUCCACGAUGUUCGACUCUGCUUGUCAACUCUUACUAUGCUGGUGCAAACUAUGUGUUCUUGUUUUCAAAAUGUAUGUGCAGGUGGUACAGUCGUUUUUAAUGUCUGCCAUGUCCUCAUUUUUUUUCUUUCUUUGCUUCAGCCUCACUAUCUGCCUUCAUGCCGAUUUAGAGCGUCAUUGUUUUGGGCUUGUGUGCUCAUGCAAGGGUAUUUUUUGUCACUUUGUCUCCCGCAGUAUAUUGAGACAAUAUAAUGUCCUGUUUUGCUGUCUGUGUGUCCCAAAUAGCCGCCUAUUCCCUUUUAUAGUGCUCCACUUUAGACCAGAGCUCUGAUCCAAAGCACUGCAUUAUAUAAGGGUGCCAUUUCGGAAAACACUGUUAGUUUUUUCAGCCACUAAGCAUUUUUUACAGUGCAGGUUGAACAGGAUUUAGUUGUUCAUUACACCCUGAGAAACGAAAACUGUUUUCCAGACAGAUUCUCUUUUCUGGGCCACAAAGGAAAUGUUUUUCCCCGAACGCUGUCGUGGAUCUUGUUAUGGUUAUGAAAUGGGGAACUCCAAUGCUGUGCAAUUUCAACAGUGUUUCCUCCCUGUGUUUGACACUGUCCAGUCAUUUUAGAAGUUAUAUGUCAAAAUGUCUCCUGGCCGGCACUUUACAGGCCGGUUAUGUGACACGGUUGGUAUAUGACGCCCGUUUCCACCGGAGCUGUUGCCCUGGCGUAAGUCUCCAGUCAACUAAUCAUGCCAGAAAAGCCUGUUGCUUAGUCAACAGACACUUCAAGACUAGCCUGGUUCCGUACACUGUAUGUGGUGUAGCCAACCCCUCUAUUGUUGUCAUCCAUGCUAAGGUAUGACAUCGAGUAUUGAUUUGCCUACUACAGGUCCAGGCUAAUGAAUACAUUUCAAACAGUGUUUCAAUGGGUUAAAUAACAUUAUAGCUAACACACCGACCGUCUUGCCAGAAAAGCCUGUACUUCGUCAUCUUGUUUAACAGGCAUUGCUACACCAGAAAAUGCGUUCUGAGACGGAAGCCUUUGUUUCAGUAUGUUACAUAAUCUUAUAGCUAUAACACUGAUAGUUCGUUAAUCAAAGCACUUACCGGUUUCUAUGUCAGUGUUAGCUCUGUACCUGAAAUGAGUUUGAGUGGAGUGGGCCUUGUGUACAUUUCUGUGCCUCGCUGCAAUCAUCCCAUACAGUAUAUUUCUCAAAUGGGCCAGGCAUGCCUUUUAGUGUUCCUCAGAGUUGUCAUAGACUUAAGCGCUUUGCUUAGCUUGGCCGAACCAUGGCUGGCCCUGGAUGGAUUUGUCCUUCCGGUUGUCUCUGAGUCAAAAGAGGAGGAACAGGAAAUCUGGUCUUUUCAUCUCAUUCACAACACAAAGCUUUUACAUCAGAAAUAAGGCCAACCCAAGCUGAGGAGGGAUAGCCAGGACUGAAUAGUCAUAUUUGGGAGAGAAAUCCACAUUCAUGUUUCCUUAUUUCUCUUCAUCUGGCGCCUGUCUGUGUAUUCAUGUGUUGGCUUAUGCGCUCUGCUCCUCUUCAUGCCUCAAGUUUCGUAAUGGUCUGUCUAGUAAUAAUGCUACAUAUGCAAAGGAAGACUUGCACAACUGUUUUCAAUGUAUAUUUUGUGUGGUACUUUUAAUUUAUUUAACGGAAAUAAAAUAAUGUACAAAGAA
Oncorhynchus nerka (sockeye salmon) is the source of this 6289-nucleotide messenger RNA. It is a transcript of the gene ocrl, whose product is annotated as OCRL inositol polyphosphate-5-phosphatase. Bases 305 to 3319 code for a protein of 1004 amino acids. Gene Ontology annotation, cellular component: cytoplasm; membrane. NCBI's taxonomy places the organism in Eukaryota, Metazoa, Chordata, Actinopteri, Salmoniformes, Salmonidae. The transcript has 24 exons. The record is from RefSeq and is a predicted model, not a curated record. Gene Ontology annotation, biological process: signal transduction; phosphatidylinositol dephosphorylation. Gene Ontology annotation, molecular function: inositol phosphate phosphatase activity; phosphatidylinositol-4,5-bisphosphate 5-phosphatase activity.